This is a messenger RNA of Cuscuta epithymum, 317 nucleotides long. NCBI's taxonomy places the organism in Eukaryota, Viridiplantae, Streptophyta, Magnoliopsida, Solanales, Convolvulaceae. The record is from the annotation of a GenBank genome assembly.
GAGGGUAGAAAAUCCGAGGAAGUUAUGCAUGUGAGGGGUAGAGAAAAUAAUAGUAGACGACAUAGAUCUAAGUCUAGGUCUAAUUCGAGGCGUUGCUAUUAUUGUCAUGAACCUGGUCAUUUCAUAAAAGACUGUCCUAAAUCUAGGAAAAAUGAGCAUAGUGAGCAUGCUAAUUUGACUACGUGUGUAGAUGAUUUAGGUGAUGUUUUUAUGAUGAAAAAUCUAUGUGAUUAUGACUAUUUGAGUUCUGUGAUAUCUGAUUCUUUGGGUAAAUCAGAUUGGGUGGUAGAUUCUGGUUGUAGUUUUCACAUGUCCCC